UGUGCAGCGCAUUGCAUUGCAUGGCAUGCACACGACACAUACAGUGCGGUACGCAUUUUCGUUUCUGGCGCCGCGGAACCAACCCGGAAAUAGCACAUGAAAAGUGAUUUUUGUUGGCGUGGUGCACCGGUAUUUCUCGUGAAAAAGUCGACUUUUUGCAGUCCUGGUAAUAGUGUAUUCGGUGAAGAUAUCUGAGGAGUGUUGGAGUGUCUGGAGUGGUGUUCGUUGGGCAUAAAUUCAGAUAGUGCGUUGCCAUGGGCAACCUGUUGUUAAAACUUCGAGGUCCACAGGAUGACGACCCACAGAUCUUUAUUGACUUUGAAAAAGCAGAACCCAAGGAAAAUGAGGAGGAGCUUUACAACAUGGCGGAGGAUGUCUUACGGGAGGCAGAUGAGAUAUUGAAAGACUUACAGCAUUACGGAGGGGCGGGAGAAUCGAUUAGAGCGGCCAUUUGUAACCCCAGGAAUGAGGAGUUGCAACAGAAGGCAUGGGCUGACGUUUGUCCCUUGGUAGCACGGCUCAAGAGAUACUUUGAAUACUCACAGAAAAUUGAGAAGGCUUUGCGGCCGUUACUGCAAGAGUUAUGCACCGACGUGGACAUGAAACCUGCCGAACACCUUGACAGUCACCAAGCACUGGCGAAACAGUUUGCUAAGAUACUCCACUUCACUCUCAAGUUUGAUGAUCUUAAGAUGACCAAUCCAUCAAUUCAGAAUGACUUCAGUUACUACCGGAGGACGCUUAGUCGAAUCAAGAUGCAAGACACGGACCAAGGCCAGAACCGCACCUUUGCCGUCAACAAUGAGAUGGCCAACAGAAUGUCCCUGUUCCUGGCCGAGGCUUGCCCCAUGCUCAAAGUCCUGAGUGACUCCACUACGAAGUUCGUCACUGAGUGCAAGCAGGUUCCACUUGAGAACACAACAGACGUACUGAGCACGAUGGUCUCGGUCUGCAAACUCAUGAUAGCAAGAAGCGAGCACUUCUCAAGAUUCCAAAACGAAGACACCUCUCUUUUCUGUAUGCGUAUCAUGGUCGGCCUUAUAAUUCUGUAUGAUCAUGUCCACCCGGUCGGAGCAUUCGACAAGAAAUCAAGCAUAGAUGUGAAAAGUUGCAUUAAGGUGCUGAAGGACCAAAAUCCCAAUGAGUUUGAAAAUCUGAUGAAUGCACUGAGGUACAACAGCAAACAUUUUAACGAUGAAAGCACACCCUACUCCACCAGGGCCCUCCUUACCUGAGCUGACCUUUGACACGACCUGCAGGGUCACCAGACUCGCGAUCCUUCCAUUCAGUGUAUCUUCCUAGGAACGUCUCAUCACGGAACAGCGUUCUUGUGUUUCAGCCAGACUGUUCAAUUUCAGCCAAAUAAAACCUGUCUUUUCUCUGGGAAUUAAAAAGUAGGUGAGAGAAAUUUGAGUUUCACUUCGAUAUAUUUUGUGAAAUAUGAAUAUUUCUAAUAAUUAUAAUUUGUGGUAAUAUGAUUCUGUGGAAAAACUUGAAAUCCAAAUUGAAUGGUUUUAUUUCCCGAUCUUAAAUCUAAAGCACGCAUUCUUCAUAAAGCCAAGGAACAAAAAUACUCUUGCCUUUUGCCCUUGACCUUUUUUUGAAAAAAAUUAGAAUUGCAGUAGUCACAUGGAACAUGUAUUUAAAAAAUGUCAUUGUAAAGAUAUGUUUUAUAAUGCUCUGAAGACAUUUCGGAGUAAUUGCAGAAUACCCCGCCACGCGAAAAUUACCCCCUAAAAAUAAAUGGCUACGCAGUCGGAAAAUGUUGCAGAAAUGUCCAAAGUACAUGUAGAUGUCGGGAAGUGGAUACGCGGAUACAAUAUACGGGGUGGAUUUGAGCGCUGGAGGGUCUAAAGAGGGCGCUAUUUCCCUGUAUUAUUUAUGAGAACGAAGCAUCCAUAUAUCCAUGUUGGAAAAUAACGAAGGCGCUAGGCAGAGACAACGUGAUUUGAAUGGGGAGCAGGGGAAAUCCAAAGUAGGUGCCGGGAAGUGGAUACGCGGAUACGGGGAUACGGAGUGGCACACGCGUGUGGUUUUGG
Messenger RNA from Patiria miniata (bat star), 2039 nucleotides. RefSeq names its product CYFIP-related Rac1 interactor B-like. The record is from RefSeq and is a predicted model, not a curated record. The coding region runs from base 255 to 1235 and encodes 326 amino acids. Gene Ontology annotation, molecular function: small GTPase binding. The transcript has 11 exons. Lineage: Eukaryota; Metazoa; Echinodermata; Asteroidea; Valvatida; Asterinidae. Gene Ontology annotation, biological process: regulation of actin filament polymerization.